Messenger RNA from Telopea speciosissima, 1751 nucleotides. RefSeq lists its product as uncharacterized. The transcript has a single exon. The record is from RefSeq and is a predicted model, not a curated record. The coding region runs from base 45 to 1655 and encodes 536 amino acids. Lineage: Eukaryota; Viridiplantae; Streptophyta; Magnoliopsida; Proteales; Proteaceae.
CUAAACGAAUACAACUGCAAAACCAACCAAUCGACUACCAUAACAUGGAUAUGUGGUCAUGGAUAUGCGAACUCCCCAACUCAGAUGAGUGGGCCGAGUCAGACUCCCCACUCGUCUUCCAGCUCGCGAUCGAGGAAGAUGCCAAACACAACACCCAGAAAUCGAUUCUCCUCAAAGCAGAACGAACUUCAGGUUCCAACACAGAAACUCUUGUAACAUUCUCAGUUUGUCUUGAGGGAUUCUACUACCCUUCCCAUAACCCACACAAAACCUUGUGGGUGUCGGACCCUUGUCCACUCUCCGCAGACAAGCCCUUCCUCCCUCUUCUUCUGCAACUCCUUCAAGAUAUCAUAGCCCGCGCACCCUUCACGUACGAUAACACUUGUCCUCGCUCCCAGUUACAGAAGCUCAAACCAGAACCGGUUUCGUGGAUACUCGACUCGCACUCGCCCGAGUCGUUCUCCACCUUCUUCAACCUUAUCUUCCUGUGUCGUCUCUUCUGGCUCUGCAUCAGUGAUGCCCCCGCAGAAGCCGGCUACCUCUACAUGGAAUCCUUGCUGGGUCCGAACCUAAGCGUUUUAUCUACCAGUAAACAUGUACUGCGAACGUUCUUAACUUCGAUCGGAGUCGACGGGGAACUGUGCUUCAUGCGCACCCUUGGGUACAUGUUAGCCAAGUGGUUGAUCUUAAAAGGAGCAGCAGUAGUAGGAAAAUCGCAAUCACUGACCAAGAACAAUCUGCGCCUGGGGUUCUCGUACGCCACAGAAUCUCACGGGUUCUGGUCCUUGAAGGGAUACGCUCCGGUACUAUCGAUGACCCGUAUUGGUGGCUCCGAUCACGAUCAGAGUCCUCAGUAUCCGGUACUGGAGGCGAAGGACUUCGUUCUAACAUACGCACUGGCGCACCAGCAGUUAGAAGCUCUGAUCCAACUGGAGUACACGGCGGAAUUCCAUGAGGGCUUUAUCCAGGUGACAGCACGUGUCGAUAACUUACGCUUCCACGUAUCCAAGCUGGGUUUCGGCACGAACGACAACGGUGACUACGACGAGGAGAGGCAUUUCCCGUCGAAGAUACGAGUAUGGGUUGGACCGGAAAUCGGGGCCACCUACGUGGCUGGGCUGAGCCUGGGCCGGUCCACGGAUAACCCGGAGAGAGAAGUGGAGACGCAGAAGGUCGUGAAGGGCAAUUUCGGAAAAUCAAAAUCGUCGUCCCUGCCGAGAUUGAAGGCAACGGCGAGAACGUCGACGAGGAAGACGAUGAAGAACUGGAGGUGGGAGCAGGACGCAGAGGGGAAUGCGGCGGUGUUCGAGGCGGUUCUGUACGACAACACGAGCGGAGACGAGGUGGUCACAUGGAAGCCUGGAAUGGUUGGUGGUGAUCUGAAGACAAAGAAUGGUAGUUUCAGGAAAAGAUACUCUGGAGCGAGUAGGGCUUUCAACAAGACAGGAAACGUUGUGUUUGCGAGGGACCAGCACGGGGAAGAGGUUGUGUGGAGGCUGAGCAAGGAUAUGGAAGGUAGUGUGCUCAAAUGGAGGAUCGGAGGGAAGGUUUGGCUGAGCUAUUGGCCCUGCAACGUACAGAGUUCUCAUAUUGAGACGAGGUGUGUAGAUUGGUGCGAUGAGGUUGACUUGCCCUUAAUUCCACCAGGAAAAUAAAUCUAUAAUUUGAUUCCUUCUAUGUAGAAACUAGAAAAGGAGACUCUUUUUUUUAUACUUGUUUUACUCUGUUCUCAGAAAUCUGUGCAAGAGCAA